CCCGUUUCUUCUAGUUAAAAGAGCGCGAGCCGCAGCCGCAGUUGUCUCUUGUCACAGUUUCCUGGUUGAGCAAAUCGCUUCGCCCUUGUCUUGUAUGGCUCUGUCGGCGUUAUAGUCCUUGCUUCACCUUUUCUUUACCAUCAGCCUGGUGCUGUCAUUUGCGAUCUCGGAUCCAUUUUGUAUCUCCGCAUACCUGUACAUUUUGCCAAGAUUCGGCGUCCCUCCCCGAAAAUCGAUAGCGAUGCGCUCCUCACAACUCUUUGUCCUUGCUAGUGCUAUAGCAACAGCAGCAGCAACCAUCUUCCCCGAAGGCGUGACAACUAUUGCCGGUGUAUCGACAACCCAACAUGUCUUGGUCGGGACCGAGAGCGGACUUGCACACACAGAGGAUGUUGCCAUUCCCACCGUGUCAGCAUCUAUAACACCGUCGUCAGGCUGGACGAGCUCAGAAGCGCAGACGGCAACAGAGAGCGGCUCUGACGAGUCUUCUGCUUCCACCACCAGCAUUACGCGGCCUGCCGACUUUCCAAAUGCAACCACUACUUUGGCAAGCAGUCGGGUUCCUACAAAGUCUCAGAACACCACAACACCUACCAGCCACGUAACCGGUGGCGCUAUUCCGCAACAGAUGCAGAGCUCCAUGGCUGGGCUGAUAGGAUUCUGCAUAAUGGGAUUGAUCAUGUUAUAGAAGAGGGCGAGAAGGCUGUUAUGAAUAAUGACGCUGGACGAGAUGCGCGCCACAUAUAGAUUUGUGUCCCAGGUAGGACACUGGCGUUGAAGAAAAACCAACAAAGAUACCACGGACCAUAGAGUCCACCCACCUUUAGACGGACAGGAGUAUAUACCGAUAAUAGAGUAAUUGUAAUUAACAAUUUCACACAUGUUGAUA
Molecule: messenger RNA, 889 nt
Organism: Trichoderma atroviride IMI 206040
Lineage: Eukaryota; Fungi; Ascomycota; Sordariomycetes; Hypocreales; Hypocreaceae
Source: RefSeq, a predicted model, not a curated record